CCAUCAACGCGAACUUCGAUAGGUUCUGGCGAUGAGACUAAGGAUCAGUCGAAGGCGGCAAAGCGCUUACAGGUUAAAGUCUUCGUUGAAGAAACACUCAAAAAAGGUGUGCAAGGACUAAUAGCCGAGUUCAAAGCAAUGAAAAGAGUGAACGAUUUCACUAAAAUGACCGAGUUUGUCGCACAGAUUCCACAAGGAAGGAAUCGUUACAAGGACGUUGGAUGUCUCGAUGCCUACCGGGUUGUCCUGAAACUCGGGCCUGUUUCAUACAUCCAUGCAAACUACGUGUCAACGCCAAUGAAUGCCAAGCGCUUCAUCUGCACUCAGGCUCCACUGCCAAAAACGUGCGCAGAGUUUUGGUAUAUGGUGGUGCAAGAAAAGUCUGUGGCUAUACUUAUGUUGUGCAAUUUUGUGGAACAGAAUGCCAAAAAAUGUGCCGAAUACUUUCCGACGGAGGAGGGAACGCCGCUUGAAUUUGAUGAAGUCAGCGUUGUGAUGAAGAAGCAAGAGCAUUACCCAUUUCAUUCGAACAAAGUGAAGGGUGAUGGUGAGACAAGUUGGAAGUGA
This is a messenger RNA of Cooperia oncophora, 567 nucleotides long. The record is from the annotation of a GenBank genome assembly. NCBI's taxonomy places the organism in Eukaryota, Metazoa, Nematoda, Chromadorea, Rhabditida, Trichostrongylidae.